UGGUGAAUAAGUAACAUUCAUUGAAAGAAGCGGACAGACACACACCGUAACAGACUCUAAACUGUCUCACCUCUGCAGGGGUAGCAGGCUCGGCACGGUGAUCGGUGUCAGUCGGUGUCGGUCGGUGGUGGUCGGUGUCGGUCGGUGGUGGUCGGUGUCGGUCGGUGGUGGUCGGUGUUACGUCAUAAAGUCAUAUACGGACCGGCGAAGUGGCAGACAGGUCACCCUGCAGUGAUGUCAUCGGUCCCCCUCUUCCUCCUUCUCUUCCUCGUCCUCACCCCGGCCUCGACGUUGGAGUUUCGUUACCACAACAACCGUGAGAUCGAGCAGUACCUCCUCCAGGUCAACGCCUCCAACCCCGCCAUCACACACCUGUACAGCAUCGGCCAGUCUGUCAGAGGGCAGCAGUUGUGGGUUUUGGCUCUGGGUCUCAGUCCUCGCCGUCACACCGUCGGCAUCCCCGAGUUCAAAUAUGUGGCUAACAUGCAUGGAAACGAGGUUCUUGGCCGGGUGCUGCUGUUACAGCUAAUUGACGACCUGGUGCGUGGUUACCGUAACAACGAAACGUGGUCAUUGCAGUUACUGAACAGCACCCGGAUCCACAUCCUGCCGACGAUGAACCCAGACGGCUUCGAUGCAUCGGACACGGACUGCCAGUACAGCCAGGGCAGGGCCAACUUUAACGGCGUUGACCUGAACAGGAACUUCCCCGAUGCGUUCGCUGGUCUCCGGAGGCAACCGCAGCUUGCCGAGCGGAAUCGGGAGGCAGAGGUCAGAGCUGUGAUUGGCUGGUUGAGGACUGAGAGUUUUGUCCUCUCCGCCAACCUUCAUGGAGGUGCUUUGGUGGCCAGUUAUCCCUACGACAACAGCAACGGAGGCAGCGAGCUGGUGGGCGGGGCCAGCGUCUCUCCUGAUGACGACGUGUUUGUCCACCUGGCCAAGGUGUACUCCUACAACCAUGCUUCUAUGCACCAGGGCGACCUCUGCAGUGACGGCAGGCCGUUCCAGGAUGGCAUCACCAACGGAUACCAGUGGUACCCUUUGGAAGGUGGGAUGCAGGACUAUAACUAUGUGUGGGCCCAGUGUUUGGAGCUGACUCUGGAGAUUUCCUGCUGCAAGUUUCCUCCAGUCAAUCAACUUCCUGCUCUGUGGGCGGAUAACAGGAAGUCUCUGCUGGCCUUCAUCCAACAGGUCCACCUGGGGGUCAAAGGUCGUGUGUUCGAUGGCUCCGGAGUGCCAGUACAGAACGCGGUGGUGGAGGUCAAAGGUCGCAGAAAUAUGUGUCCAUUCAGAACCGACCGACACGGAGAAUACUACAGACUGCUGUUGCCUGGAAACUACAGCUUCACAGUGACGUACCCGGGUCAUGAGGUUUUGACGGAGACUCUUAACGUCCCGCACGGUCCCGAUUUCUACUCGGCCAUGAAACACGACUUCAUGUUACGCACCAUCCCCACGACGACUAGGCGCACCUCGGCUAACCCCACCCAGGCUAGCCUCACCCCUAGCUGUGACUACAGGUUACAGCUGGAGGCAGGUGGAGUCGCCUCCAGGCCCACGUGGACGGGGCUGGGUGCGGGUCUCGGCCUGGUGGCGGCGCUCCUGUCCCUGGUUGGCUGAAGCUGCCCGGUGCUCGGUGUGACGCUCGCAGGUUUUGAACCCUCAACCUGCAAGAAAACAAACAACAAAAGGUCCUCCAGAGGUUUCUGAAGGUUUACCGUUCACCUCCAGCUUCGUCACUGCAGAAGUAUUCUAACUCGAGGGCAAACAGGGAGGGGGGGUGGGGGGGCGGGGGGGCAGGGUGGAGUUAAAAGCCCUAAUCACCGUCAAAGGUUCAUACAUGUCCUCGCUUAAAUGGGUGGUGCUGGAAGGUGACCACACCUAUGGUGACGUGGUGACUACUCGCCAAGUUGUUUUCACAGAAGAGAGCACAUGAAUACACAAAUUAGUGGGAAAUUAACUACUGAAGUGAGAGAAAUAUGCAUCGACUUUGUAUUUCUAGAAAGAAAUAGAUUUUAUUUUCUUGUUGUUGUUGUUUUUUUACAAUUGUUUUUAACCGUCAUGCUCUCCUUGGGUCAAAUUGACCCCAUUUUAGGUAUUUUUUUAUUUUUUUGUCACAAAAAAUGGGCCAUUCAAUAAGUUCAAAAAUAACUUCUAAAAAUGUCAACUUUCAAAAUAUCAAAAAUCUUAAGAAAAAACAUCAAGAAAAGCACACACAACAUUGAAAAAGUGACAAAAGUGUUGUACAAAGCGAUAAUGUUGAGAAAAAAGCGCCCAAAAUGUUUUGUUUUUUUGUCCAUGGUUGACAGGAAGACAACACAAGGGUUAAUACCAAUCCAGGACCGCUCCUAAAAGGAGGACAAACUAUUUAAAACUUAGGAUUCAAGGGAAAAGACAGACAUAACAGUGGCACUUUCCUGCAUCAUAGAGAGAUGUUCCACACAUGAAGCAGCAGGUUUUCACCGAGAGAUUAUUGUAUUUAAAUUUUAAAUGGAUCACAGGAG
Etheostoma cragini (Arkansas darter) is the source of this 2504-nucleotide messenger RNA. It is a transcript of the gene cpm, whose product is annotated as carboxypeptidase M. The coding region runs from base 235 to 1620 and encodes 461 amino acids. Gene Ontology annotation, molecular function: metallocarboxypeptidase activity; zinc ion binding. The record is from RefSeq and is a predicted model, not a curated record. The transcript has 10 exons. Gene Ontology annotation, cellular component: cell surface. Gene Ontology annotation, biological process: proteolysis. NCBI's taxonomy places the organism in Eukaryota, Metazoa, Chordata, Actinopteri, Perciformes, Percidae.